AUGGAAACUAUGGAAGGGGGGAAAUGCGUCAACCGAAGGAAUCAGGAGAGGCUCUUUGAAUGCUCCCAUUGUGGGAAAUCCUUUGCUUACCGUUCCCUCCUUUUCAUCCACCAGAAGCUGCACACGGGGAAUGGAUCCCACCUGUGUUUCCUUUGUGGGAAAUCCUUUCCUGGAGUGUGGAGCUUUGCCAAACAUCUCCGGAGCCACCCUGGACUGAAGCCUUACAAAUGCGGAGAGUGUGGGGACCGUUUUGCUAAAGGCUCGGACCUUGGAGCCCAUCAGCGAAUCCACCAGGGAAAGAGACCCCAGGAAUGCCUGAAGUGGUGGAAAAGAAUGGGCUUUUCUCCGAGGUCAGAGCUGCUUCAACAUCAGCAAAUCCACACAGGAGAGAAACGUUACAAGUGCGGCCAAUGCGAGAAGGCCUUCGCUCAGAAGUCACAACUUUGGCUCCACGAGGAAGUUCACAAAGAAACCAAGUCUUAUAAUCCGUGCGGGGGGGAAAAUGCCGAGCGAUCAACUCUUCGGAGUCGCAAGAAAAGAAACCGAAGGGAGAAAAAUGAAGAGUGCCCAGAAUGCGGGAAAUGUUUUUCCACCCAGGCCUUCCUGAUACGACAUUGGAGAAUUCACACUGGCAACAGACCCUAUCAAUGCUCCGACUGUGAGAAACAAUUUACGUAUUUUUCAUCACUUUGCAGACACCAGAAACGGCACCCAGGAAAGAAACGCCAUACAUGUGAGGAGUGUGGGAAAAGCUUUGCCUCCAACUCCUAUCUUCGUGCGCACCAGGAUGCCCACACAGGGGUGAAACUGUACAAGUGCACAGAGUGUGGGAAAUCCUUCGUUGCAAAGGGAAGCCUGUUGCAACACCAGAUGAUUCAUUCCCAGGAAAAGUCCUUUCAGUGCAUCGAGUGUGGGAGGUUCUUUCUUACAAAAGGAGGCCUCAAACGUCACGUGAAAAUUCACAAAGGAGAAAAAGAUUACAAAUGUUUAGACUGUGGGGCAGCCUUUGCUUAUUCGUCGUCCUUAAGAAACCACUGCAUCAUGCACACCGGAGUAACCCCCCAUAAAUGCCCCGACUGCGGCAAAUACUUUGUGUCAGGAAUGUGGGAAAUCUUUACUCUCAAAGAAUAUCUCCGGAACCAUGAGAAAUUUCACACGAAUGAGAAACCUCACUGGUGUGGGGAGUGCAGGAAGGGCUUUACGUGCCAUUCAGACUUUCAGAUACACUUGCGGGAAAAGUCCUUUCAGUGCAUCGAGUGUGGGAGGUUUUUUCAUACCAGAGGAGGCCUCAAACGUCACGGGCAAGUUCACAAAGGAGGGAAAGAUCACAAAUGUUUAGAGUGCGGGGCAGCCUUUGCUUAUUUGUCAAAUCUUAGAAAACACAAUCGCAGAAAGCACAUAGGAGCGACGUCCCUUAAGAAAGGUAUAGAGACGGCAGAAGAGAAGCCCUUUACAUGCUCGGAAUGCAGUAAAUCUUUUUACGAGAAAGCCCACCUUUUGAUCCAUCAGGUCACUCACACUGCAGAAAAACCUCACAAAUGCCUGGCCUGUGGGAAAUAUUUUGCUCACAAAGUAUACCUUAAAAAGCACGAGAUCGUUCACACGGGAGAGAAACCUCACAAGUGUGGGAAAUGUGGCAAGGAUUUUUCCCGCAAGUCCGAACUCCGGAUCCACGAGCAUAUACACACAGGGAUAAAGCCUUAUCAAUGCUCAGAGUGUGGGAUGCGUUUCAAUCACAAUUCAUCUCUUUGGAGUCAUAAGAUAACACACAACGGUCUGAAAAAGGAAAAGUGCCCGGAAUGUGGGAAAUGUUUUGCUCGUAAGGGAGCACUCCGUGUCCAUCAGAGAAUCCACACAGGGGAGAAGCCAUAUACAUGUUGGGAGUGUGGGAAAUGUUUUACUCAACAGCAAGGACUUUAUGUGCAUCGGUUUGUUCACUCGGGGGAAAAGCCUUAUAAGUGCAUCGAGUGUGGAAUCAACUUCCGUCAUACAUCAUCCCUUAGUAGACACCUAAAUGUUCACCGACAGAAGUGAUGGCUAAACUUUUUCCCAUCGCGUGCCAAAAACGGGGGGGAGCACAAGCGGAGGGUGCGCGGGCGCGCCCACCACCAUGAUGCUAUGCAGAUUCCACGGAGAAUUCGGCAACAACGUAGGCAGUACCAAUUUUUAACAAACCAAAUAAAAACAGAAUAAUGUACAGAUGGUUGGUACCAGAGGGGUUCUG
Thamnophis elegans (Western terrestrial garter snake) is the source of this 2224-nucleotide messenger RNA. Its product is annotated as zinc finger protein 845-like. The record is from RefSeq and is a predicted model, not a curated record. Bases 1 to 2034 code for a protein of 677 amino acids. Gene Ontology annotation, molecular function: DNA-binding transcription repressor activity, RNA polymerase II-specific. The transcript has 2 exons. Lineage: Eukaryota; Metazoa; Chordata; Lepidosauria; Squamata; Natricidae. Gene Ontology annotation, biological process: negative regulation of transcription by RNA polymerase II.